CGACUUUGUGUUUCGCGCGUUUUUCUGUCAAAAACAUUUAUUUUGCAGUUUAGAGAGCUUGAGCAUAAUAUAUUGUUGAUUUGGUUAAAGUUUUGUUUUUGUCAAUAAAAUUUGUGUGUUGCGAUUCGCUAGGACAGUUCUAAAAACGUAUAUCAAAAUUUGCAAUUAAGAUUUGCGAAUGAUGCGCAAUUCUACAGGUGGAACAUCAACUUCGGCCAAAAAGAGUCACAACACUACAUCAAAAAAUGAUGAUGAAAAGAACAGUGCAAAGAAAUUGGUGCAAGCACGAUUACCUUUCAAAGUUAUUGCACCCGGUUCAUCACCGACCAUUGCUGCCGAAGCUGCUACUACGCCUAAUGAACGGGAUGCCUUGAAAGAGGGCAAAAAGGAUGCGCGUAAACGCAAACUUUCAUAUGAAUCGGAGGAAAAUGACACGGAAAUUGUUCAGGAAGUUGAUAAUGUGAGCAAAGAAAACGUUGAAAUUAAAGGCGGCGCCACUGCCAAGAAGAAGAAAAUUACUUCAACAAACAAUGAAGAUGAAGUUGAAUGCAUUUCGCUUUUAGAUGACGAACAGGAAGAUUUAAAGAAUAGUUCUCGUGUAGACACAUCGUCCUCUAAGGCUGGAUCCACACUAAAAACGCCUAAAACAGGAACCAAGGGAAAGUCAAAAGGUGCUGGAACACCGCAACCAACCGUCACACCCGGGAGUGAACACAAGGGCAAGGGUGGUGGUAAUAAUACAAAAUUGCAAAUCAAAUUGCCACUAAGUGCAGGCAAACGGAAUAAACGUCGAAAAUCAAAAGCCAAUAAUUCUUUGGCUAACACAUCGGCGCUAGAUUCGUCUUUGCAAAAUAAUUCGUGUGCUGAUUCCUGCGAUGAUAUCGAGGAAAUAUCUGGGGAACUGAAUCCACAGAAACGGACUAAACUAGAUUACGAUGAAGGAACACAAAAGCAAACAAAUGAUACAGCUGCGAAAGACAAAGAAUCUAUACCUUUAGAAACCGAUUCUUCUUCCGAUGAAUGUAAUAAAUCCGAAAAGGCGACAGAAUCUCGUAAAACAUCAACGGAAGUUGAGGCACAAAAUGAACAUAAGAAGUCCGAAAAAAACAUAUCCAAGAGCAUUAAAGGAGUUUUAAACCCAUCUUCUGAAAAUAAGAAAAUUUUAAGUAAAAAAGAUAACCUAGAAGAAAGUAUUGUAAUAGACAGCGAUGAUAAUAGAACUAUUGAUGAUGAUGAAGAAAAUGAGGAUGAUGAUGAUGACGAUGAUGAAGAUGCUGAUGAUGAAAGAGAUAAUAAUGUGACCGCAAAGAUAUCAGCAAAUACCUCAUCAGACAAUAAUGAGGUAUCAAACGUGUCCAAACACAAUACCACAAUCGAAUCCAUAAGAGAUGAGGAUGGGUUAAAAAACAAAAAUUUAACACCAAAACAAAAAAAGCUUUUGGAACAGCGACAGAAGGCCCGAGAGGAAAAGGAACGCAAACUACAGGAAGAAAAGCGCAAAAAACAACAAGAAAAAGAAGAAAAAGAGUUGGCAAAGAAACGCGAGCGCGAAGAAAAAGAAGAACAAAAACGCAAAGAACGAGAAGAAAAAGAGGAGCAGAAACGCAAAGAACGUGAAGAAAAAGAACGUAAACGUCUAGCGGAGAUAGAAGCAAAGAACGAAGAGAAAAGGAAACGCAAUGAAGCUAAAGAAGAAGAACUGCGUAAAAAAGACGAAGAACGCAAGCGUAAAGAACAGGAAAAGGAAGAAGCUGAGCUUAAAAAGAAGAAGGCAGCGGAAGCAUUUACUAAAUUCUUUGUAGCCAAAACUCCCGCCACUAAUCAACAAAAUGUUGAGGACGACGAAAACACAGGAGAUGGCACCAAAAGCUUGGCAUUUCGACCAUUUCAAAUCAAGGGUGAUAUGAAACUGGCUCCCAUUAGUCGAAAAAUUCUCUCUGAGGAUGCUAAAAGUCGUGUUGACCAUCUCUUGGGAUUGCAUGGAAGUGCAGAUGAGGACGAUGAGAAAGUUGUACGAGUCAAACCACUACCAAAAUCUAAGUUGUAUUUGUCCGAGUUACGUUCAGGACAAAUAUUGCCAGGUAAAUGGAGACGUCCUUCAACAGAUUCAAAGGAUGAUGUGGUCAUAGUUGAAGACGAACUGGAACGUGUUGGCGAAGCCAUUGUGGAAGACACUCCUGCGUACAUACGUGAAGAGAUGCGGGUGAAAUUCUAUAAAUUCCAUGACAACCGGCGUCCCCCUUAUUAUGGUACUUGGCGUAAAAAGUCCAAAGUUAUUACUGGAAGGAAACCAUUUGCCCAGGAUACCAAAUUUUGCGAUUAUGAGGUGGAUUCGGAUGAUGAAUGGGAAGAAGAGGAACCUGGCGAGUCCCUUGAAGAUGGCAGUGACGACGACAAAGAAAAAGAAUCAGAAGAUGAUGACUAUGAGGUAGACAAUGAAUGGUUUGUGCCACAUGGACAUUUAAGUGAAGAAGAAAUGCAAAACGAAGAUGAACUUGGCGAAGACUGCAAUGAUCGUGAAGCUCAGAAGGCGAAACUGAAAAUUAUACAACAAGAAUUUGCCCAAGAAAUGAAAAAGAAGACCGAAAAAAUUAAACCACGUCUUAUUGGCUGCAUAUGGAUUGAUAGCUCUGGCCGGCAACCAACAUCUUGUCCAAGUAUUAUUUGGGAUAAAUUAAAUACAAGAGCGAUGCUAUGUUCAGAUCCGCCCAUAUUGGAGGAACCUGAAAUUGAAGAUCCACCCUCACCAUCUGCAUCAAAUUCCGGAUGUGAAAAAUCAUCGACAGCCGUUGAGAAGAUCAAACCUGUCACAAUAACUGAAGCGAUGGUCAAAGAUUUGGUUAAGCUGUUGCAUGGAAACAACAAAUCCAAGGUGUUCCUUAUUAAAGAGUUUAUAGCCUAUAUAUCAAAAACUGAAGAGUCCGUAAUAAAUGGCGAAUUUGCAAACCCCCUGAAGAGUGCAAUUCGUGAAAAAAUUGAUUCCAUGGCAGAAUGGCAAGUUGUGGAGGCCCAACCGCAAACCGCCGAUGAUCUUAAUGAAAGCCUCAAGAAAAAAAAGAAGACCAAGAAACGUCUGUGUUGGGUUGUAAACAAGGAAACUCUUGAUAAAUUGGAUAUGUCGUCGUUAAGUUUAACAAAUGAUUGGGAAUACACGUUAACACCAAAAUUAAAAGCAGACAAAGGGGAAAAUACUAAAUUAGAAGAGGAUGGAAAUCCUAAGUCAUCAGGUGAAACUGUAGAAAUGAACGGAGAUAGUAAAAGUCACGUUGCAACAGUGAAUAAUAUUGUAGAUAUUAAGGAAUCCAAAACAAAGAGUGUAAAUUCUCCUAUUACAAAAUUUGCUCAAGUCCUUACAAAGGCAGAGGAAAAGGCCAAUAAAGAUGUCGCAUCAUCUUCCACCAAUUGCAAUACAUCCCCCAAAUCACCAAAAGAUUCCAGUAACAAAAGAACUACAGAGAGUAAAACCAAAACUUCGCCCGGUCCAGCCAACAAAGAAAAGAAACGGGUGUCUCUUGGCAGAAGUCAACAAGCCGCGACACCUGCUAAAAAUAAACUAAUCAGUCAAUUUUUACAGAAGGGUAGCAAUAAAAAAGCUGCCUCGUCCCCUUCAACUGCAACAAAAAGAAAUCCGAAUGCAUCAAUUGUGGUUGAUGACGACGACGAUGUUGUAAUACUGGACUAAUGACAAUAACCUACGACAACUGUAUUGGAAAUUGUUUGAAGUUUUGAUUAUUUAUUCUUAUGGAUUGUCCGCUAUUGAGUUUUGUCUUUUCUCCUACACAUAUUUGGCAUUGUAUUAGGUGCUCCGAUAUAUUGUAUUCAUAUAUGUUAGUGUUAUAAGUAACCUAUCUAACGUUUAUUACAUUUUAUUUAGUUAACAACUCUAGGUGUAUUUUUACAAAAUAAUUUUUAUCAUUUGAACACGCAACACACACACACUCCCCGCACAUAAUUACUUGUAGAGCAUAAAAGAAGAAAGAAACCAUAAACGUUUGUAAUUUUAAAAGUUUACAGUUUACAUUUUUACACAAUA
Molecule: messenger RNA, 4033 nt
Organism: Musca domestica (house fly)
Lineage: Eukaryota; Metazoa; Arthropoda; Insecta; Diptera; Muscidae
Gene: Caf1-180
Product: chromatin assembly factor 1 subunit A-B
Exons: 4
Coding region: 179-3682 (1167 amino acids)
Biological process (GO): nucleosome assembly
Cellular component (GO): CAF-1 complex; nucleus
Source: RefSeq, a predicted model, not a curated record